This is a messenger RNA of Akanthomyces muscarius, 1770 nucleotides long. RefSeq lists its product as uncharacterized. The record is from RefSeq and is a predicted model, not a curated record. NCBI's taxonomy places the organism in Eukaryota, Fungi, Ascomycota, Sordariomycetes, Hypocreales, Cordycipitaceae. The transcript has 7 exons. The coding region runs from base 1 to 1770 and encodes 589 amino acids. Gene Ontology annotation, biological process: protein N-linked glycosylation. Gene Ontology annotation, cellular component: Golgi membrane. Gene Ontology annotation, molecular function: glycosyltransferase activity.
AUGCCGUGGCCCGUUACAGACACCUUCUCCUCUCCUGCCGGUGAACACGAGAUUUUGACAGCGGGAACGAUAGUACCACCCGCCAGCCUCUUUUUCUGCCUGUCCAUUCUUUAUCUGGCAUUUUUUUUCCUUCUUCGCCUGGCCCUCCUCUUCCCACCCCUCCCUCCAGAUUUGGCUCCCGACGAAACACAUAUCUCUUUGCUCCAUCAAGCCGCCAACCUGGCUCCUUCAAAGCUUUCCGCCGGCUCCUCGAGCUCCUACAGCGACCGGCCGGCUCACUCUCACCACCGGCGACGCUCCUCUGCCGGCCCUUCUCCUGUACACGACAACAACCGCCACGGCAACCUGCUCGAGAUACACCCACGACAGGCAAACGAGGCGUCUCUGCCCACCAUAGUCGGAACUCCCUCGACUAAUACUCCAAUGUCCCUCUCCCGCAGCCCGUCUCCCGUCCCGGGCGGCGGCUGGUCCAGCCCAGGCCUCAACAUGAACAGCGGUCGCUCCAGUCCUGCCAGCAGCCACGGCGUCCGUCCUGUCGCUUGGGAGUCGUCCAAGAUGCGAAACGGCCACCCGUCCUUUUCCACCCAGAACCAAGGCUUCUUCAGCCGCCACAUGCGCCGCAUAUCGAGCAGCUUACCCCGAUUCGCCGAAAACGAAAAGGAAAAGACUAUGCGGCCCAAUUCGUUUCUCGACAAGGUGCCUCUUGUCGGAAGAGUAAAGCUGAUUUUCGGUCGCAUGGGCCGCAAGAUGAAGUACCGUCUGCUGAUAGCCUUCUUUAUUCUCUUCUGCAUCUACGUCUUUUACCACUCGCCCCUUGUCUACUGGUACCGCAGAGCCUCAUGGGGCGGCGGCGGUUCCAAGUUUGUCAUUGUCCUCGCCGCCAACGUCGGCGGCGGCGUUAUGGAGUGGAAGGGAGCUCGCGAAUGGGCCAUUGAACGAGACAGCAUACGAAACAAGCGCAAAUACGUCGCCCGCUGGGGCUAUGAUCUCGAAAUUGUGGACAUGAGCACUAAGAAGCGAUAUGCACACGAAUGGAGAGAAAGCUGGGAAAAGGUUGACUUUUUGCGCAGCGCCAUGCGUAAAUACCCUGAUGCUGAGUGGUUCUGGUGGCUCGAUCUCAACACCAUUGUCAUGGAGCCCUCGUACUCGCUGCAAGACCACAUUUUCAACACCCUCGAUAAGAACGCGUACCGCGACAUCAACGACUACAACCCGCUCAACAUUACCCACCCUUUUACCGACCCGUAUCUCGACGAAGAAUCUCGCAGUCCCGUCGGCGACGGAAACCCCAACUCUGUCAACCUGCUGCUCUCGCAAGAUUGCUCUGGCUUCAACCUGGGCUCCUUUUUCGUCCGCCGCAGCGCCUGGACGGAGCGUCUGUUGGACAUUUGGUGGGAUCCUGUGCUCUACGAGCAGAAGCACAUGGCCUGGGAGCACAAGGAGCAGGACGCCCUCGAGUCCAUGUACGAGAGCCACCCUUGGGUCCGACAGCACACUGGCUUCCUGCCGCAGCGCAUGAUUAACAGCUUCCCUCCCGCUGCCUGCGGCGACGGCACCAACACCAACCACACUCGUUUCCACUACCACGAGACGGACCGUGAUUUCAUGGUCAACAUGGCUGGCUGCGAAUGGGGUCGUGACUGCUGGGGCGAAAUGUACCACUACCGUCAGUUUAGCUACUGGCUGAACCGCAACCCGUGGGAGCGCUUCAAGGAAGAUUUCGUCGCCGUCAUCUGGUACCACCUCACUGGCCAACACGUUCGCCUAUAA